Schistosoma turkestanicum is the source of this 1401-nucleotide messenger RNA. The record is from the annotation of a GenBank genome assembly. NCBI's taxonomy places the organism in Eukaryota, Metazoa, Platyhelminthes, Trematoda, Strigeidida, Schistosomatidae.
AAAAACAUGAUCAGAAACGACAUUGUCACUCCUAAUCAAGUACAAACCACUGAAAGCAAUUCUAGACUUGCCCGAUCAUACAAUCCAAACAUCAUCAUGAAUAAAACUGUUAAAACAAAUAACAUGGCUAUGGAAAAAUCAAAGCAUUUACCAUCAUCAUCAUCAUCUAUGCAAACAUCACAUCACCCCACUUCACAAACCAUCAUACAACACCAAUCGAAACUAGCCAAUACUGGUCAACCGAACAUGAAAGAUAGAAGCUUUGAUCAAUUGAGGACUUCGACAGGAAAGCAAAUCAACGAAUCAUCUAAUCAAUGCACUGAUAAAAAUAUUUUCAAAUCACAAAUUACAAAUCAACUUGAUCAACUGAAGCCAAAUGAUCAUGAGAAAUCCAAGAGAAUAUCAUGUAGAAGUGAUCAGAAUGCUGUAAUCGGUACUAAGAAGCUGCGUAAUAACCUUCAAGGACACAAUAUCAAAAUGACUGAAAUAAUGCAUGCAAUUAAAGCUAACAGUCUACUAUCUGGACCAAAUGAAUAUAUUGUUCAAACAGUAGUAGCUAACAAUUAUCAAAAUGACAGUAGUCAUCGAAAUAAAGUCAAAAAUACUAAUGUGAUUACGAAUAGAAAAACUAUUCCAAAAAAUAGGAUUACAAGUUGUAAAAAUCAUUCAAUCAAACCAAACACUAACAGCAAAAGAACAUCAAGUCCAGAAUCACUACCAUCCUCAUCACCAUCAUCAUCAGCAUCAGCGUCAUCAUCAUCAUCAUCCUGUGAAACUUUAUCGGUAAAUACAAAGAGUACAUUUUCACUCAACAGUCAAGAUUAUUAUAAUAAAUCAAAUUGUGUACAAUCAUUUGAUAGAUUCUGCAAUAAUUGUAAUUGCCCAAUUGAUGAUCAUAAUUGUAUUAUAUGUCAAUUGCUUAGUCAUUUAGUGAAAUGUCCCUGUUCACCUUUCCGUUAUUGUCAACAUUUUGAAGAGAUUAGUGGCAGAAGAUCACAUGGAUUGAAACAAUGUCCUCCUAUGGUUUGUCCAAUGACAACAACAACAACAACAAAAACAACAACAACACCUCAGCCCAAAUUUGCGAAUAAAAAGACUCCCACAAAAGUAGUGUACAGUAGUGGUUCACAAUGUCCUCCCUCUACAUCGUCAAAACCAAUUUUUUCGUAUCCUUUCCCUCAAUUAAAUUCUUUUAUGCCUUCUCCAUUUUAUCAGAACUACAGCACAUCAAAUCUACCACAACAAAUACAUUAUGGACUACCAUAUUAUCAAUAUCCAUGAUGGAAGUGUGUGUGUGUGUGUGUUAUUUUUCUUAUUUUGAAAAUAAACCCAUUUUUGUAUUUUAGCGUCAUUCUCAGUUGUCGUCAUUUUUUUUACUAGUAAAAUAUAAUUUUCAUACUC